This is a messenger RNA of Bombyx mori (domestic silkworm), 468 nucleotides long. RefSeq names its product cytochrome c oxidase subunit 5B, mitochondrial. Gene Ontology annotation, biological process: mitochondrial electron transport, cytochrome c to oxygen. The transcript has 2 exons. The coding region runs from base 90 to 425 and encodes 111 amino acids. Gene Ontology annotation, cellular component: mitochondrial envelope. The record is from RefSeq and is a predicted model, not a curated record. Lineage: Eukaryota; Metazoa; Arthropoda; Insecta; Lepidoptera; Bombycidae.
AAACAUAUGUGAAAACAAAAACUUCACUUACACAUAUUAGUAAUCUGUCACUGAAAAUUUAGAAAACUAAAAGCUUAAAAAAUCAAGAUAUGUUAUUAAAAUCGUUGCACGGCGUCUCGAGGCUUGGAGUCCGAUUCUAUAGAAAACUAAUUGACCCUUUGGACCUUUUGACCGGCAUCGAGAAACGUGAAUUACUCGCGCAUUUAGCGGGAGAUUGCGAUCCAUUCCGUAUUCUUUCCAUCAAGAAAGGACCCGGAACACGCGAGCGUCCGAACUUGAUACCCAGCUCAAACUCAUCUCGUCUCAUUUGCUGUCAUUGUACCGAGUCGGACAACCAUCUGAAAUUUAUGUGGCUACACCAAGGAGAUCCAAAACGAUGCGGCUGUGGAUACUGGUUUGAAUUAUGUCCAAUUGCACCGCUUUGAGGUGUUGUUCUAUUGUGACUUGAAAUAAAAAUUAUUUAACAAA